UGCGGUUGGGCGGGGGGGGCCUCCUAUAACCCUCAGGACGUUUUAUCUGUGGGCCCUCCGAUAGCGUCACAAGUCGGCGACUGAGCCUUGGCGGUGGUGGCCGAGGCGGCGAAGGCGGCAGCGGCGGCGACAGCUCUGGGGUUUGCGUCUCGGGGUGUGUCGGCCGCCGCUGCUGCUUGGGCCUGGUAUGUACAAAUGGCUGGUUAGGAUUCUCGGCACCAUUUUCCGUUUCUGUGACCGGCCGGUGCCCCCUACCCGGGCCCUCCUGAAGAGGCGGCGCUCGAACAGCACUUUGUUUUCUACAGUGGACGCUGAUGAAAUACCAGCUAAAAGACCAAGAUUAGAUUAUUUCAUUCACCAAGUCAAAACCAGUCUCUACAAUGCUGCCAGCUUAUUUGGAUUCCCAUUCCAGCUGACCACAAAACCCAUGGUAACUUCUGCUUGUAAUGGAACACGGAAUGUGGCCCCUUCAGGAGAGGUAUUUUCGAACUCUUCAUCUUGUGAACUGACAGGUUCUGGAUCCUGGAACAACAUGCUGAAACUGGGUAAUAAAUCUCCUAAUGGAAUAAGUGACUAUCCAAAGAUCAGAGUGACAGUAACCCGAGAUCAGCCCCGCAGAGUCCUGCCUUCCUUUGGUUUUACUUUGAACUCAGAGGGGUGUAACAGAAGACCAGGUGGCCGUCGUCAUAGCAAAGGCCCUUCAGAGAGUUCCUUAACCUGGAAGCCUCAGGAACAGGUUGUAACAGAGAUGAUUUCUGAAGAGGGUGGCAAGGGUCUGAGGCGUCCCCACUGUACCGUGGAGGAGGGUGUUCAAAAAGAGGAAAGAGAGAAAUACCGAAGGUUAUUGGAGCGACUUAAAGAAAGUGGUCAUGGAAACUCUGUUCCUCCUGUAACUCCAACUUAUCACAGCUCUCAAAGAAGUCAGAUGGACACAUUAAAGACCAAAGGCUGGGGCGAAGAGCAAAGUCACGGAGUCAAAACAACUCAGUUUGUUCCAAAACAAUACAGAGUUGUUGAAACAAGGGGACCUUUAUGCUCAGUGAGAAGUGAGAAGAGGUGUUGUUCAAAGGGGAAAAUUUCUGAUACAGAGAGGACAGUUGGAAUCAGACUUGAAAAUGAAGGUAGGAGGGGACACCAGCUGGAACCUGACCUAUCCGAAGAGGUGUCAGCUCGACUCCGCCUGGGCAGUGGGAGCAAUGGCUUACUCAGGAGGAAAAUGUCAAUACUUGAGACGAAAGAAAAACAUUGCUCAGGCAAAGAGAGGGAUAAAAGGAUGGAUGAUCUUCUUGAACUUACAGAGGACAUGGAAAGGGAAAUCAGUAAUGCCCUAGGUCAUGGCCCACAGGAUGAGGUCCUAAGUAGCGCUUUCAAGUUGCGAAUCACUCGAGGUGAUAUCCAGACCUUGAAGAACUACCACUGGCUCAAUGAUGAAGUCAUUAAUUUUUACAUGAAUCUUCUGGUGGAAAGAAACAAAAAACAAGGGUAUCCAGCACUUCACGCAUUCAGUACUUUUUUCUAUCCCAAAUUAAAGUCUGGUGGUUACCAAGCAGUGAAAAGAUGGACCAAAGGGGUCAAUCUCUUUGAACAGGAACUUAUUCUGGUGCCUAUUCAUCGGAAGGUACAUUGGAGCUUGGUGGUGAUAGACCUAAGAAAAAGGUGUCUUAAAUAUCUGGAUUCUAUGGGACAAAAGGGCCACAGGAUCUGUGAGAUUCUCCUUCAGUAUUUACAGGAUGAAAGUAAGACCAAAAGAAAUAUUGAUCUGAAUCUUUUAGAGUGGACCCACUACAGCAUGAAGCCACAUGAGAUUCCUCAACAGUUGAAUGGGAGUGAUUGUGGAAUGUUUACUUGUAAAUAUGCAGAUUAUAUCUCUAGGGACAAACCUAUCACAUUUACUCAGGUUUCUCCUCCUCUUUGGUGACCAGUGAGGCAGUUUGCAUAUCUCCGAACUCCAGUGUUCACUAGCUCCUGAGUAUUACUGAUAUUUUUGGCCAAAGGAGGAGGCAAGUAAGAGUGUGUGUGACAGCCCGGGGAAAUCAGGCCUUGUGAGAAGGUAAGCUGCGGGUCUGAGCUAGAACUGCAAAUACUGCCUUCCCUUUCUGUGCUGGUUACUUGAGGUCCUCCGGGGCUCUGUAUUUGAGCGGGAAUUCGAGUGUGUUGGGAACUCUUGAGAGUUUGUUUGUAAUAGUGGAUUCUCAACCUUUUUAUAACUGAGUCAGGACAACCCCCUUUAAAAUAUAUUUUUCUUCAGCAGACCUCAUUUGGGUAGAUGUUGUCUACCAAACUACUUACUGAAUAGGACUGGUAACCCUAUUCCAAGCUGGUGAGCAAUAUGAAGUAACUAGGGCUCCCAUGCUGAAUUAAUACAAUUCUAGUCUAAAAUAAAGGCACUUUUUAUUGGUUAGUUUUAGUAGUUUUACUAAGAAUAAAUGUGUGAUUUUUUUUUUUUACUCUAUGUUUUGAACUAUUUAAAAUAACUUACACAUCCAUGUAUUAAGGCUUUUUAGGCCCCUCCAGGUAGGAAAUCACUAGUUUAUAGUAAAGUGGUAUAUCCAUCUUAUAAUGAGAUACCAGGAGUACUUCAAGGGUGUGAACUUCUGAUUUCAUCAAAAAGAGGACUAGUUGAGUUACAGGUAAUUUUGGAUUUGUCUUGUGUGUUGCUGCUUUGGAAAUUGGCCCAUGUAGUGAUUAUCAUAAAGCAGAAUAAUAUAUUGAGCCAAGCCAUUUCCUUUUUUGAUGCUUCUAAGUAACAAGGAGUUAUUUGCUGUCCGAACCUACUGACGUGAGAUUUGAAGGGCAGAAGUUGCCAUUUGAACAGAAUUGACAAUGUAUAACGUUUGGUAAAACAGGGAGAGAUUUUUGAAUGUUUUUUCCUUUAUUUAAAUAGAGUUCAUGUUUUUCUCGAAAAAGCAAAAUAUGUUCAUUGUAGAAUGUUCUGUAAGUAUAUGUAAGUAGAAAAGUUCCAUAUUAUGCUACCACUUGGGGUUUCCAUUUUGGUUCACGUCUUUGUGCUAUGACGUAGUUGUGGGAUUCUAUUGUAUAAUUCUGCAACCCGCUUUGAUUUUCCUUAACGUGUAAAACUGCUUCUGAUAACAGACAUUAUAAUAAGAACAUUAUAACCCCCUUAUCUAUGGCUUUGUAAGUCUGAACCAUGACAUAAAAGAGUCAAGGCUUCUGUAAAGGACAUGGUUUAUUUACGCGAUUGCGCCCCGAGGGUUACUGUGCGGCAUAUGAUGUGUUGUUUGUGGACUGCAGCACCAGAUGCCUCUCUUCCGGAAGAAGAUGGUGUGGGAAAUCCUUCAUCAGCAGCUGCUGUGAGAGUGCCCCGCCCAGUCCCUCGAGCUGCUGG
This is a messenger RNA of Leptonychotes weddellii (Weddell seal), 3346 nucleotides long. NCBI's taxonomy places the organism in Eukaryota, Metazoa, Chordata, Mammalia, Carnivora, Phocidae. The record is from RefSeq and is a predicted model, not a curated record.